Cokeromyces recurvatus is the source of this 448-nucleotide messenger RNA. RefSeq names its product U6 snRNA-associated Sm-like protein LSm6. Lineage: Eukaryota; Fungi; Mucoromycota; Mucoromycetes; Mucorales; Mucoraceae. The coding region runs from base 43 to 285 and encodes 80 amino acids. Gene Ontology annotation, molecular function: RNA binding. The record is from RefSeq and is a predicted model, not a curated record. Gene Ontology annotation, biological process: mRNA splicing, via spliceosome; maturation of SSU-rRNA. Gene Ontology annotation, cellular component: U6 snRNP; sno(s)RNA-containing ribonucleoprotein complex; P-body. The transcript is spliced from 3 exons.
UUUUUUUUUAAAAAAAAAAAGAAACAUUUGUAAAUAAAUCACAUGGAAAAUCAAACAAGUUCAAGAUCCCCAACUGAUUUUUUAAGUACUGUUUUGGGAAAGACAGUUAUUGUUAAAUUAAAUUCUGGAAUCGAUUAUAAAGGUACUCUGGCAUGUUUGGAUGGUUAUAUGAACAUUGCUUUAGAAAACACGGAAGAAUAUGUUGAUGGUCGAUUGAAGAACACAUAUGGUGAUACUUUUAUUAGAGGAAAUAAUGUUUUAUAUAUUAGUGCAGACAAGUCAUAAGUUAAUAAUAUUAUUUUAAUUAAGAAUAUCCCAUUUAUUGUAAUAUUACUUUGAUUUUUUUUUUUUUCAAUGUGAAAUUUGGCUUCAUGUGGGUAAAACUAUUUAUAAUUGAGGGAAAGAAGAAUAACGCUUUAAUCAGGUGUGGGCAGUUCAUUUUUUUUUG